This is a messenger RNA of Daphnia magna, 518 nucleotides long. RefSeq names its product selenoprotein W-like. Lineage: Eukaryota; Metazoa; Arthropoda; Branchiopoda; Diplostraca; Daphniidae. The transcript is spliced from 6 exons. Gene Ontology annotation, cellular component: cytosol. Gene Ontology annotation, biological process: response to selenium ion. The record is from RefSeq and is a predicted model, not a curated record. Bases 1 to 339 code for a protein of 112 amino acids.
AUGGCCAAAUUGCAGAUUCGUGUUUUACGCAUUUCUUAUCCAUACCGAGUUUUACAAUAUAUUAAAAUUAAGUCGACGAAAUUCUUUGUAAACAUACCAUGCGAUAGGCGCUAUCGGGGGAAGUUCAACAAGCUCAAACAGGAGCUUGAAGGACUCUUCCCAGGUCUACUAGAUAUUACAGGAGAAGGCACUCCUGGAGUCACUGGUUACUUUGAAGUGCAAGUUGUAGGUGGUAAACUUCUUCACUCCAAGAAGAAUGGAAAUGGCUUUGUUGACUCAGCUGCUAAGAUGCAGACCAUUGUUGAUGGUGUUAAGGCUGCUUUAGAUGAAAGAUCAUAAAACUGCCUUCUAUAGCAGCCAACAUGAAAGUUUGGGUUUUCUGGUGAUUUUGAUAAUCUUAGUGACAAGAAUGAAGAGACUGAUCAAAAAACAAAUGUUCAAUUAGUUUCGGAUGGUUUAUUGUUUACUCUUUUCAUUGAAAGAACCUUGGUAAAAUACAAACUGCAACUGCCUCAUUA